Messenger RNA from Artibeus jamaicensis (Jamaican fruit-eating bat), 1600 nucleotides. RefSeq names its product thymidine kinase 1 (gene TK1). The coding region runs from base 256 to 975 and encodes 239 amino acids. Gene Ontology annotation, biological process: thymidine metabolic process. Gene Ontology annotation, molecular function: thymidine kinase activity; ATP binding. Lineage: Eukaryota; Metazoa; Chordata; Mammalia; Chiroptera; Phyllostomidae. The record is from RefSeq and is a predicted model, not a curated record. The transcript has 7 exons.
GCCUGGUGGACAGGGCGGGGCGGGCUAGGCUCCGGUCCCUGGAGCCCCGCCCCCGCCAGGCCUCCCGGAGCUCGGCAAGCAUGUGCCGGGCUCCGCCCCGGACCGGGUCAGGUUGCGCGGGAAAUCUCCUAUUACUUCCACGGCGGCGCGCGAUGAUUGGCGCGCGCGGCCAAUAAAGGCGAGCGCGCGGGAUUCGCAGAAUUUCCGCAGCGGCUGUCGCGGAAGCUCAGGUCAGGCAAUCUCCCCGGAGGCACUAUGAGCUGCCUCACGCUGCCCAACGUGCUGCCCGGCUCCCCCUGCAAGACCCGGGGGCAGAUCCAGGUGAUUCUCGGACCUAUGUUCUCAGGAAAAAGCACUGAGCUCAUGAGACGCGUCCAGCGCUUCCAGAUUGCGCAGUACAAGUGCCUGGUGAUCAAAUAUGCCAAAGACACACGGUACAGCAAUGCGUUCUCCACCCAUGACAGGUGCACCAUGGAGGCGCUGCCCGCCUGCCAGCUCCGGGACACGACCCAGGAGGCCCUGGGGGUGGAUGUCAUAGGCAUUGACGAAGGGCAGUUUUUCCCUGACAUUGUGGAGUUCAGCGAGACCAUGGCCAACUUGGGGAAGACCGUGAUUGUGGCUGCCCUGGAUGGGACCUUCCAGAGGAAGGCUUUCGGAGCCAUCCUGAACCUGGUGCCGCUGGCCGAGAGCGUGGUAAAGCUGAACGCCGUGUGCAUGGAGUGCUUCCACGAGGCUGCCUACACCAAGCGGCUGGGCCUCGAAAAGGAGGUCGAGGUGAUUGGAGGAGCAGACAAAUACCAUGCCGUGUGCCGCCUCUGCUACUUCCAGAAGGCCUCGGAUCAGCAGGCUGGGCUGAGCAACAAGGAGAACUGCCCUGGGCUGGGGAAGCCAGGGGAGGUCAAGCUCGGAGAGGUGGCUGGGACCAGGAAGCCGCUGGCCCCUCAUCAGAUCCUGCAGUACAUCCCGGCCAACUGAGCCUGGGGCAGCCGGCGCCCCCUGGUGGACGCCUGUCCCCUGUCCCCCUUCCCCCCCAGCUACCUUUUCAAAGGAGGAAGUCCGGCCUGGGAGGCUUCACUGGCUGUGGGACUUCCUGAAUGUGCAGGGCCCGACAGGCUGGUGCCCUGCAGUCCUGUCGCCCUGCUGGCCUGCUGGCUGGCCUCUCUCAGUUCCCUUCCCGACUGCCGGUCCACUCACGACCCACUCUGGGCUGGAACCGGCCCUGCACUGUGGCUCAGGUUCUGGCCUUGGCAGACACCACUCCUUCUCCUUUAGGGUGAGGGGCCGGCCACACGCUGUUGUGACAUUGGUGCUACUCGCCUCCUCCCCCUUGUGGCUUUCACUGCUGAGUUUCUGUUCUCACUGGCAAGUCUGGCAUCAGCAGCUCCAGCUCAGCGCUGAGUCCCCAUCCACACAGGCUCCGUCCUUGGAAAAUGGCUGGCCUCAGGUCUCCUUACUUCCCUCUGGGAUGAAAGUCCUUCGUACUCUGGUGACCACUUUCUCCGGAAUGCCAGCUUCCUCCCCAUGGGCACUCAGGUCCUGCUGGGGCUCCGGACCCAGGCGUUUGUAAGAGAGUGUGAAAUUAAACUCACAUUAAAGUGGA